CCCAAGCCGAGGCGGCCGGACUUGCCUCGCCGCGCCCGCAGCGCAAGCCGGGCCAUGACUGGCGGCAGCGGCUCCCUUACGAGCCCCGCAAACGCCCUUGCCGUGCCUGCCGCCGGGGAUGCCUGCUAGGAGAGAGCAUGAGGAAAUGCAGGGUGCACCGGAUGGUCCUGGCCGCUGGCCUGGGCUCCCUGCUCUUGGUGUUCUUCUAUUUCCAGAGCAGCCUGAACCCAGCUGCAGAAGACAGGAUUUUGAAGACCAUCUGGCAUGGGAAGUCUGGUCGAAGUCCACUCCAGGCCCUUUACAACAAUGAAGAGUUUGAGCAGUCCUCUCUGCAGGCGAUUCACCAACGCAGGCGGGAACUGCUGAGCAGCAUGUGCAAUCGGUACACACGCAAGCGGCGCCUCCUGACCCCUGAUGACUUGCGCCACCUGGUGGUUGAUGAUGUCCAUGGGCUGCUGUACUGCUACGUCCCCAAGGUAGCUUGCACGAACUGGAAGCGAGUCCUGAUGGUCUUGACAGGACAAGGCAAGUACCAGGACCCGCUGGAAAUCCCAGCCAAUGAGGCUCACGUCUCGUCCAACCUGCGCACACUAUCUGAGUACAGCAUUCCUGAGAUCAACUACCGUUUGCGUAACUACCUCAAGUUCAUCUUUGUGCGGGAACCCUUUGAGCGGCUGGUCUCGGCCUACCGCAACAAGUUCACCCGUAGCUACAACACAGCCUUCCACAAACGCUACGGGACCAAGAUCAUUCGCCGGCACCGCCAGGACCCGAGUGACGAGGCCCUGGAACAGGGCCAUGAUGUUCGUUUUGAGGAGUUUGUGUACUACUUGCUGGACCCACAGACCCAACACGAGGAGCCUUUCAAUGAGCACUGGGAGCGGGUGCACUCCCUGUGCCACCCCUGCAUCAUCCACUAUGACGUUGUGGGCAAGUACGAGACACUGGCCAGGGAUGCCAGCUACAUCCUGCGAUUGGUCGGGGCAGAUGCAGGCAUCAAGUUCCCCUCCUCAUCCAAGACCACGAGGACCAAUGACGACAUGACCGCUAAAUUCUUCCAGAACAUCAGCCCCUUCUACCAAAGGAGGUUAUUUAAUUUAUAUAAAAUGGAUUACUUGCUCUUCAACUACACUGUCCCUUCUUACUUACGCAUCCGGUGAGGCUGGCGACAAGAGGCCUCUCCCUCCACGCUUCAUUUCUGCUUUCUGCUGUCGGCCGGUGAACCAGUAGGGAGGGCACGCGUCACACUUCCCUUUUCCACCCCUGCUGUGAUGGGCAAGGUAGCAUGGUACCAGUCUCUUACUCCUGCAGUCACAGGCCUCUCUUCCCUCUCCCUCUCCCAAGGGAAGGCACCUAUUCUUCUCUAGCUGCACUUCUUCCUAUCCCUCAACCAAAGAGUACUGUUUCUAGGAAUCACGGAAAUUGCGACAUUUUGUCAGGGGACUCAGCCUGGAACAAUUGGAGAAGCAAUAAAAAGAACGGAUUCUUAAGUGCUUUAAAAAACAUGUGUAAUAAAAAAUUCCCUUGAACUGCUCUCCUCAUAGAUUGAAGAAGGGAGAAUUGUGACCCCACAGUGCUUUUUAUUGCGAACCGUGUCCUACUGUAUGUUCUGUGAGACAAAACCCAUCCCAUCUCCACUCUCCUUCCCAACCCCCCUUCAGCUGGCACUUGACGGAUGCAGGCAUUUUCUUUGGAGCGGCCCACCCCUUCUACUCCCAUGCGAAUUCCAUUGGCACGAGUAGAAAUUGCACUGGAGCAGUGCUUCCUUCGUACAUUGUCCUCUGGGCAUUGCAUGCGUGUGUGACUUGUGUGCGUGAGUGUCCCAACCUCAUGUAAUAUUUAAUUAUUUCCCCCAACCCAUAAAAAAGAAACCCCUCCUCAAAAGUAUUUUAUGGAGGUUGCUCAGCUUUUUAUGUGUCCUGCAAAACAUGGUCCCAGCUCAGCUGAGGCUCCAGAACCAGGCCUAUGGGUUAAACCAUUGAAGGGGGGCCAACUUGAAAGGCACGUGGCAAGAAAAGGCCAGAAAUGGUUUGCUGUCGCCCCAUGAGGAAAAGUCAGCUGCACGAGAUUUUGUAUCUCCGCAUUGUCCUCCGGCCCAGGGGUCUGCUGUAGCAUGUGGCCUGCCAGAUGCUCCAGCCUGCAGCUCCCGUUAGCCCUAACCAGCACAGUCAAUGAUAAGGGAUGAUGGGAACUGUGAACCCAACAUCUGGAGGGCCACGAGUUGCCAGCCCUGCCUCACAUUAAGCAUGGGGCAUAGCAUUUGCAGCAGAGCCCCUUGGUCAUCUUUUCCUGUGCAAAAGAGCUGCCUGCUUUUCAUGGGGCAAGUUCAGCCCUGGAGAGUCCAUUUAUGUUACUGCAACGCCCUUGAAAACUUGAGGAACACUCCUGAAAUGAGUGGGUAGGAAGCCUUAUUCCUUCAGGGAGUGGGCCUGUGGAGGGGUGUGUGUGUGUGUGUCUGUGUGUUAGCCUGGGUAUGGAAAAGCAAGAGGGGGCAUGUAUAACUGAUAAGCCAUUGCCAUUGUCAGUCUUCUUAGCUUUGGAGCAUCUGUACUUGAAAAGACAAUCUCUGCAUUGUAAAUUUGAUUCAGUCCACAUGCGCAGUUUUGCUUAAAUAAAACAGCCUUUUUGUCUCUA
This is a messenger RNA of Varanus komodoensis (Komodo dragon), 2634 nucleotides long. It is a transcript of the gene CHST13, whose product is annotated as carbohydrate sulfotransferase 13. Bases 138 to 1160 code for a protein of 340 amino acids. Lineage: Eukaryota; Metazoa; Chordata; Lepidosauria; Squamata; Varanidae. Gene Ontology annotation, molecular function: sulfotransferase activity. Gene Ontology annotation, biological process: carbohydrate biosynthetic process; proteoglycan biosynthetic process. Gene Ontology annotation, cellular component: membrane. The record is from RefSeq and is a predicted model, not a curated record. The transcript has 3 exons.